Molecule: messenger RNA, 5445 nt
Organism: Rhizopus microsporus ATCC 52813
Lineage: Eukaryota; Fungi; Mucoromycota; Mucoromycetes; Mucorales; Rhizopodaceae
Exons: 6
Coding region: 313-5301 (1662 amino acids)
Biological process (GO): proteasome-mediated ubiquitin-dependent protein catabolic process; protein polyubiquitination
Cellular component (GO): nuclear speck
Molecular function (GO): ubiquitin protein ligase activity
Source: RefSeq, a predicted model, not a curated record
UUUUUUUUCUCAAGCUUGACACAUUGCAAAGGUCACCCAGUUUAUGACUUUAAAUGAAUGUUUAAGCUCCGAAUGUGAAUGUGCAGGUGUAAAUAUUUAUUAACGUUGCCAGUUCUGCGGUUUUUUCUUCUUCUUUGUUGACCAAUCUUUACUGAAACAAAGGUUAACUAUUUCAAGGGUUUCUUUUAUUAAACAAGUUUAUUUUAUAUAAAUUUCAAUUUAAACCAUUCUCAACAAGAAAUCAGACUUGAUUGAAGAAAGAGAAAAAAAGAUAAAGUAAGACGCUUUUUAUCUUUUUUUAGAUUACUUUAUAUGGAGCAAAGGCUCAAUAAAUCAACAAAAGGAAAGGGCUCUUCUUCUCAACAACAACAUAAUAGUAAUAGUAGUAGCAAACGCUAUAGCUUAAGAAACAAAAAAGAGUCAUCACCAAAGAAAGUAGCUAAACAGACGAGUUCCAGAAAGAGAAGACAGUCAGAAACAGAUACUCCAAGUAAUAAAAGAAGGAUGGAACAAAAGGGAAAACAAAAGGAAACAGAAAAUAAUAAAUCCUUAAAAAAGAAUCAAAGAAGAAUGUCUAAUCAACAACAACAACAACAAAACUUGGAUGAAACUCUACAAGAUAGUCCCCAUGUUCCCGGUUUAGAAUAUGAAGAGAAAGAGGGAGAGGAUCAUGCGGAUGAAGAAUCACAUUAUGAUAAUGGGCAUGGAGAAGAAGAAAACGAGGAUGAGGAUGAUGAAGAAGUUGGAGACGAAGGUGAUGAAGAGGAAAUGAUGAAUGAAUUGAAUCGUGUCAGGCGUGCUCUUGGUUUACAGAUGGAAGGCCUCUUUGGUGGUAUGCCAUCUGAUUCUAGCAGAUUCAGAUCCAUCUUAUCAACCCUCAAGAACCAAGAAGAACCAACAAUGCAGCUUAUAGCAUUGCAAGAACUGGCAGAAAUCUUAUCCGUCAGUAAUGAAGAUAACCUGAUUGGUUAUUUUUCCUGUGAUAGCUUUGUAAAGGAAUUAAUCCGAAUUAUGUCUGGUCCAGAAAUCAUGGCAGAUAUGGAUGAUGACAUGAUGCUCGCAUUAGCUAUGAGCGAGGGUUUAUCAGCAGGAAAUCCUGAGAUCAUGUUGCUUGCUUGCCGUUGUAUAUCAAACCUCUUGGAUGCCAUGCCUACCGCAGCAACAAGCAUCGUAUUUCACGGAGGAAUCAAGGUUCUGUGUCAAAAAUUAAAAUCAAUUCAGUACAUUGACCUGGCUGAGCAAGCUCUUUGUGCUCUCGAGAAAAUAUCUGCUCAAGUGCCUCGCGCAGUCGUACAUGAAGGUGGACUCGGCGCAUCCUUGAUGUAUUUUGACUUUUUCAGUGUUCAUGCUCAGCGUACAGCUUUACGUACAGCAUCCAACUGUCUACGUGGAAUAGAUCAAGAGUCAUUUUCACAAGUAACCGAAGUGACCCCUACAUUGAUGAAUGCAAUGUCCUAUUCUGAUCGCACAGUGGUUGAACUGACAUGUCUUUGUUGGGUAAGAAUCUCUGAAAGUUACCGCAGUCAAAGAGAGUCUUUGGAACGGGUCAUCUCCGUGGAUCUAUUGAAGACCCUGUUUGGUUUAAUUCCCAUAACUGGAAACUCGAAUGCUGUACGACCUGCCACAUUUCAGGAUAUCCUGCGUAUCUUCCGGGCUGUUGCCAAAGCCUCGCCUCACCUCAGUUUUGAACUUUUAAAGAUGGAUAUCAUUGGUACGUUCUAUCACAUUCUUACCGGCUCUGCUGCAGCAACGAAUCAACCACAAACAUCUCACGUCACAUUGGAUUCAAAAUGGAGAGAAUCUGUCCCAACCAUCAUAAAGACCAUGGCCGAUCUAUUACCACCCUUACCGAAAAACAGCAUGUUUAGCUCAAGAAGAUUUAAAGAAAACGGUCCUGUUGCAAGUCGUACCAGAUCGUCUGGCUUGCCGUUGCCUUCGGAAUCUGGUGGCAGUCCCGUCGACCCACGCAUUUCUUGGUUUGAAGAGCAUUCCGAAUUUUUGGUUCGUAUUGAUUCAAUUCUCUUUCCGUUAUUCUUGGAUAUGUACGCCUCUACGGUUAAUCUUCGAGUGAGACAGUUGAUCAUCCACACGAUGCUCAGGUUAACGCAUUACACAAACCCAGAAGAUCUUGAGAAGGUGCUCAAGAGCGUUCCGUUGUCAAGUUUCUUAUCCGGUAUUCUAACAAGACAGGAGCAACCGGGCCUUAUAAUCGAUGCACUUUAUCAUGCUGAGCUUUUGAUAAAGAAACUCCCAAGCAUUUACCACGUUUUAUUCGAAAGAGAAGGUGUUCUUCACGAGAUAGAAUCUAUUGCUAAGCAGCCGAUAGUAAGUGAAUCACAGUCGACUCAAAAUGAUGCAAAUCUCGACGAAAGUGACGCCACGACGACUGAUGCAGAAAAGAAACAAGAGGGUGAUGAGGAAGAUGAGAGCGAACAGGAGGAGAGAAGAGAUACGGCUAUUGGUAGCAGCCAAGAGAGAUCCAACCUUCCGCAAAGGCGCAUUCUUGAUCGUGGUGAUUUGCAAGCACUGUUGCAAGAGCAUUAUGCACUCCUUCAAUCAUCAAGAACUGGCCGCCAUUCGCAGUCCGCAAGUGAAUCAGAAAAGGGUUUGGGCAGAGGCUCCGUUAGGAAAUAUAUUAUUCAACUAGCACAAAACUUCAUUGCUAAUUAUUUCCACGCUGACGAGUCCAAUGCUCAUGGAGUGCCCUCACGUACGCCAGGCAGCACAUUGAAGGAAAUCGCCAUUUUCACAGAGCAAUUAUUGAACCCGCAAGACAAGGAAUCAGCAGAGAAAACACUCGUACAGCUUUCUACGUACUUGAAAAAUUCUCCGAUGGGCAUCAGCAGCUUUGAGCUGACGAAUUCUGGGCUUAUGAAGGCCAUGUUAGCUUUUCUAACUGAAAAAGAUGGGUUCAACAGUAUUUCACGAGAGGAACGCAAGCACAUAUUUGAAACUAUCUUUAUGGACAAUCCUGAUCUUGAUGAGGAUGGUAAUAAUUCGUUGAAGAAAUUGGUGGUUCGUCUGCAUGAGAUCUUGAGUAGAUCCGAAACGUUUGAGGUCGUAUCUCCACUCGAAUCAUCUUCAAGCGAUAGUUUUCGUAACCCUACAAGCAUGCUGGCCAAACAAUUGCGUCUGAGGCUGACUGGAAAAGGCGAGAAUAUUCCUAGCAGCUACAGGCAACUCAUGGUGUCUACUCAUGCUGUAGCUAUGUUUCGUGUUCUUGAGGAGUAUCUAUUGGCUCGACUUCGCGCUUCUUCUGAACUGGAAGAUCAUCAUGACGAUAAGCACGAGGAAGACGAAAAUGAUGAUGAUGAAGAAGAACAUAUGCUGAUCAGUGGAAAUGGUGACGAUGAAGAGGAAGAAGGAAUGGACGUUGACGACGAGGAUGAAGAGAUGGUAGACGCUGUUGAAGUACAGAAGGACAAUUCAGAAGAUGAAGAAGCAUCAGAAGGUAAACAAUCCAAACCUUGUGCAAGUAGUAGCAACAACAAGAAGAAGGAUGGCGAAUGGAGAAUUAGAUUCUCUCUGAAUGGAACUGUCAUCUCUAACGACACAACUAUCUAUGCUGCCGUCCACCAGUAUGAAAUGAAAGAAGAACGAAGUCAAGCAAGAGCCGGUCGUAGUAUUUGGUCUUCAUCUUAUCCUGUGACGUUUGAACGUGUAUGGGUUCCAAACUCUGACAGCUCUGAUGAUACAAAAAAGGCAGCAAUCGCUUGUCAAUUGGCCGAUGUUACGAAACCAAAGGACUUUUCGGAUGACUCAAUCUGUGCUCAAGUAAUCCUCUUGAUGAAAGAAUUAUCUUUGGCCAUUACCAAGAACAGCGUUGGCAUAUCGGCUCAAGACUUUAUCAAUCGCAAACUGACAGCUAAAAUGAAUCGCCAACUUGAAGAACCAUUGAUAGUUGCAAGCUCCUGUUUACCCACUUGGUCCUAUUGGCUGAUGAGCGUUGCUCCGUUCUUAUUCCCUUUUGAAACUCGAUAUCUAUUUAUUCAAAGCACAUCCUUUGGCUAUUCCAGAUUGAUUGCUCGAUGGCAGAGUCUUCAGAUGCGAAACAAUACUCAAAACGGCCCUAGAGAUGAUGGCCAUCAAUCGCAACAGCCUAUCCUUGGACGUAUGGAAAGACAGAAAGUCAGAAUUGUGCGAACACAGAUGCUAGAAUCUGCUAUCAAGAUCUUUGACUUGUUUGGUAGCUCGCCCGGAGUACUGGAAAUAGAAUAUGUUGGAGAAGAAGGCACUGGCUUGGGCCCCACACUAGAGUUUUAUGCAUCUACUUCAAAGGAAUUUAGCAAGCAUUCUAUCGAUAUGUGGCGUGGCUCAAACAAAUCAUUAAGUGGCUAUGUUGAUGCUCCAAACGGGCUUUUCCCAAAACCUCUGGCUAAACCAACCUCAAGUUCAGCAAAGAAAGUCAUUCAGCUCUUUAGGACGCUUGGUCAAUUCGUAGCAAAGGCCAUGUUGGACUUUAGAAUCAUUGAUAUCAGGUUUAAUCCUGCCUUUUUCAAAGUUGUCCUUGAUAAUGCCAAACCAAGCUAUGAACUGUUGAUGGAAAUUGAUCCUAUGUUGGCAAAAUCCUUGAAUCUUUUACAGUCAUUCAUAGACAGGAAGAAUGCUAUAUAUGCUGACCAAACCAAGUCACACAUUCAAAAGAUCAAAGAAGCAGAAAACAUUGAAAUAGAUGGUGUCAAAAUAGAAGACCUUUAUCUUGAUUUUACACUUCCAGGAGACUCUAAAUAUGAACUAAAGUCCAAUGGUAGCGAAAUACCAGUGACAAUAAAAAAUGUCGAGCAGUACGUAGAAUUGGUGCUUGAUGCUGUGGCAGGCUCUGGUGUGGCAACACAGAUUGAAGCGUUUAAAGAAGGAUUUAAUGGCCUAUUUUCUAUCGAAGAUCUGAAAUUAUUGACUCACUCUGAACUGGUAGCUCUAUUUGGCACUUCUGAAGAUGACUGGAGCCUGGCUACAUUAACCGAUACUAUUAAGGCAGACCACGGAUUUACCAUGGAAAGUAAAUCAGUCCAGUAUCUAUUAGAAAUAUUGUCAGAAAUGGAUGCAGUACAACGACGCGCAUUCCUGCAAUUUACCACAGGUUCACCUAGACUACCGAUUGGUGGCUGGAAGGCACUUCGACCUGUCUUUACUGUUGUGAGAAAGGUGCCCGAAUCAAAUUUAUCGCCAGAUGACUACUUGCCUUCCGUCAUGACUUGCGCCAAUUAUUUAAAGAUGCCCGAAUACUCUAGCAAGGAAAUAAUGCGUCAAAAGUUAGAGAAAUCCAUGAAAGAAGGACAAAAUAGCUUUUUGCUUUCUUAAUUGUAUUCAGUACAAUUUUCCCUUAUAUAUUCCUCAUCACAUAUACACACAUUUUCUCCCCAUAUGCAAUCUUUUUUUUUUUUAUACACAAUCCUUUGUUACAUAGCAAAACAAUUUGAUAAAUCAUUUACACAUUAAUAAAGA